AUGCUCCCCCCACUCCUUACCAUCUUCCGCCGCGACUGCGAUGGCGAUGAAACCAAGUCCAGCUGCACAAAGCCCACCAGCUCAGCAGUGACGGUCGGCAUUCCCGCCGUGAUAUCAGGGGUUAUCAUCAUAACCGCCAUUAUCGUCCUGAUAGUCCUCUACCACAAGGGCAUGCGUCGCGAUGACCGCGAAGACCUAGAAGAACAACGACGCAAGUCGGGCUUCUAUGCUCGCUACGAUGCACAGCAAAAUAUCGCUGGGAAAGCACGACCAUCGAAGGGACAACCCCAUGCUUCCCAGUCACGGCGCAGCUCUGCCGAUUCGAUAUUUGAUUUCAAGCAGGAUCAAGGACGCUAUCAUAUUGCUCCGCUCCCGAGUCCCGAGCCGCCGAAGCCUGCGGCUACUAGGGUUCUUGCCUAG
Molecule: messenger RNA, 420 nt
Organism: Penicillium digitatum Pd1
Lineage: Eukaryota; Fungi; Ascomycota; Eurotiomycetes; Eurotiales; Aspergillaceae
Source: RefSeq, a predicted model, not a curated record